Molecule: messenger RNA, 594 nt
Organism: Naegleria lovaniensis
Lineage: Eukaryota; Heterolobosea; Eutetramitea; Acrasida; Naegleriidae
Exons: 2
Coding region: 1-594 (197 amino acids)
Source: RefSeq, a predicted model, not a curated record
AUGACUGACGUUUAUAACUUUGCACAUACCUAUGCGACACUAGCUGCUAAGGAAGGAUUGGGACAUGUGGCCGUUGACAAGUCUGGUUUGAUCGUUGGUGCAAUUUAUAGUGAAGAUUUCGUGAAAGGAGUACUGGAGAAUCCAAAAUUGGAUGCAGAAACUGUCCCAGAAGUGUUGUAUGUUUUUGACCAAUUGCAUUCUCAAUACUUUUCAAAUCCUCCUUCAACAGAAAUUACACAAUUUUCACACAAAGCUGAAGACUUGUUCACAACCAAUAAUUAUGGAAAAAUUCUUCACUUGGUCGUUGCAGCCACAUACUCCUUUUAUGGAUCUCAGGGAAUAAUGUCCAAGCUCACUAAAACUCAUCUCGACUAUUGUAAAAAUGUAAGAGGUUUCACACAAGGAGUUGCUGAAUGUAGUAGUGAUUAUUCAAGGAGAGCUCUUUUAAAGCUUGGAUUUACUACACAAACGAAGGUUGUCUACGAUGAAUAUGAAAGUCCAAUUCAAGUGGAUGGAAAAAUUGUCAAACCGCUGAAGGGAAAGAUUGCUCUUCCUCAUGUUUCCAUGGACAUGGUUUGGAAUUACAAGUUGUAA